Molecule: messenger RNA, 4838 nt
Organism: Cydia strobilella
Lineage: Eukaryota; Metazoa; Arthropoda; Insecta; Lepidoptera; Tortricidae
Gene: Men-b
Product: NADP-dependent malic enzyme
Exons: 12
Coding region: 143-2002 (619 amino acids)
Biological process (GO): malate metabolic process; pyruvate metabolic process
Cellular component (GO): mitochondrion
Molecular function (GO): malate dehydrogenase (decarboxylating) (NADP+) activity; NAD binding
Source: RefSeq, a predicted model, not a curated record
CACUAUAAUCAGUCAUCACAUCACUGCCAUUAAACGCAUGGAGGGCGUUUCAAUUAUACUAAAAAAUAGUGCUUAAAAGACUGGAAGACAUCGUUAAUUUUCAUUGGGCUCUCAAAAUUGUAGAUGAAGCAAUAAUUUCGCCAUGUUUUCCACACUCCCAAGAUCAUUGUUAUACAACACAACCUCAAGUGUUCCUAACAGAUUGCUUGCACUAGCCCUAGCGAAAUGCCCUGCCAUCGGCGACUGCUACUCCCCGACCCGGGCACAUCACGAGGUCACCGGGGACAUAUUGUGCCCCAACAUGGUUCGAGGAAUAGAUCAUCUAAAAGACCCUCGUCUUAACAAGGGCCUCGCCUUCACACUAGAAGAACGGCAAUAUCUUGGCAUCCAUGGCCUCUUAGCUGCCAAGUUCAAAUCGCAAGAAGAACAACUGGAUAUCUGCAGGAUUUCUAUAGACAGAUACGAAGACAAUUUGAACAAAUACCUCUACCUCGUCGAGUUACAGGACAGGAAUGAGAAGCUUUUCUUCAGGCUUCUCUCGGAGAACGUUGAGAAAUACCUGCCGAUUGUCUAUACACCGACCGUGGGUUUAGCUUGCCAGAGGUUUGGCCUCAUCUACAGAAGACCUAGAGGUCUGUUUAUUACAAUCAACGAUAAAGGACAUAUUUUCAACAUCCUUAAAAACUGGCCAGAACCAGACGUAAGAGCCAUUGUAUUCACUGACGGUGAAAGAAUCUUAGGUCUCGGUGACCUUGGAGCCUACGGCAUGGGCAUUCCUGUGGGCAAGCUGUCACUUUACACAGCCCUAGCGGGCAUUAAACCUCAUCAGUGCUUGCCUAUCACGUUGGACGUUGGAACUAACAACCAGGACCUCCUAGAAGACCCUCUUUACAUCGGUCUGAGGCAGAAACGUGUACGUGGCCAGGAGUAUGACGAUUUUAUCGACGAAUUCAUGGAAGCCUGUGUCCAGAGAUACGGACAAAAUACUUUGCUGCAGUUUGAAGACUUCGCCCUUCUGAACGCAGGGCGCUUGCUAGAGAAGUACCGCAACAAGUACUGCACGUUCAACGACGACAUCCAAGGCACGGCCAGCGUGGCUGUUGCGGGUCUUAUGGCCGCCGUGCGCAUCACCAAGCGGAAACUCAGCGAGAACAUAUAUAUGUUCCUUGGCGCAGGUUCUGCCGCUAACGGCAUCGCAAGCUUGACCGUCGCCGCGAUGAUGCAAGAAGGCCUGACGGAGCAGCAGGCGCGCGACCGCGUGUACAUGUUCGACAUCGACGGGCUACUGUCCACUAAGCGAGAGGGCGGAGUGCCGCCUCACGCGACCGCGUUUGGCAAGAAUAUCGAGCCCGAGAAGGAUUUCGCGGCCGCUAUCGCUAAGAUCAAACCUAGCUGUCUUAUCGGUUGCUCGACGGUGGGCGGGGCGUUCACGACGGAGAUUCUAAAACAGAUGGCGAAGAACACCGACAGGCCCGUCAUAUUCGCGCUGUCCAACCCCACGAGCAAAGCGGAGUGCACCGCGCAAGCGGCUUAUGACAAUACUGAUGGUAAAUGCGUGUUCGCGUCCGGCUCGCCGUUCCCUCCAGUGAAGUUCGGCAACAAGGAGUACCUCCCGGGGCAGGGCAACAACUCGUACAUCUUCCCGGGCGUCGCGCUCGGUGUCAUCGCCACACAGACGCACCACAUCCCCGAGGCUAUGUUCCUCACCGCUGCCAGGACUCUGGCUAACUUUGUUAGUGAGGAGGAUUUGAGCCUUGGACGUAUUUAUCCGCCGUUAUCCCAAGUGAAAGAAGUAUCUCUUCAGAUCGCAAUCGAAGUCUCCAAGAUGGCUUACGAUGAAGGUUUAGCGUCAUUGUAUCCAGAACCAAAAGACCUCUCCAAACAUGUCGAAAGCCAAAUCUACGAUUUUAACUACGAGAGUUCCAUGCCGGAAGUAUGGCAGUGGAAACCCGAAGAAACGUUCAACGUGCGACCUAUCCAGCCCGUUCCCAAAAACAUCUAAACACGGUAAACUUGUUCAAAGCUGGCCGGUUUACUUGUCAUCUCUAACGCAUUUCUCUCACUUUUCAGUAACAUAUUUUGCAUGAGCAUUAAGUGUAAUAAUAAGUCAAUAGCAAAUCAAUAAUGCAAAUGCGGUACGUAUCCAAUGACUUACAUGAAAAGUAUUACCCAUUUACUAAUUUAAAAAAAGUACCCAGUACAAGUAACCUUUAUAUGUAAGUAUUUAUUUUCAAGUAGUAAACUAGUUGUUCCUAUGUAUACUAGCACUUACAGAAGUUUGUAGUAUUAGGAAACAAAGUUCAAAUAAGUGUAUUUAUAAUUGUAUCGUGAUGCCUAUCUUAGGUACGUAUUCCAACUAGCGCGCUGCUAAUUAAGUUAUUAAUCCGAGUUAAUUUAUUCCAAGGAAAUAUGUUCUAUAAUGGUCCGUUUUGUGUCUCACUGUGCAUUAGUUACGAUCCUAUCGAAGUAGACGCUUUCCUCUGACUGAACAAAAAAUAAAUAAAGAUAGAUAGGUAUGCCUAACGCUGCUCAAACAUUGUAGGAACUCUUCUCUUACCGUCGUUUAAUGUUGUCGUUAUCGACAUGAUAAUUUUGACCAUAAUUGAACUAAAGGUGUUUUUAAUCGCGGUAACCUUACUUUUCGGUAUAGAUACCGCGAAGGGCGCUGUUAUAGUACAUUGUGCAGGGGGGGGGGGGGGGGGAGCGAGGUCUAUAAUUAAACACUAGCGAAAUAGUUAUGGAAUCCGGUGACAUUUCAAACAUUUGUCCGCCAUAUUGUCAUUUCUAGACAGGUUAGGCAUCGAAGGCACAGGCCUUCGGUAUUUAGUCACGAUUGAAAAUUGUGUAAAAAUAUUUUAAACGGCUAUUAAAUCCAUGAAAUUAAAUUAUUUUAAACAUAAACAAAAAUAUCAAAUUAUGAACGUCAGUAUUUAAAAAGUAAAACUUCCUUAUACCUUGACUUUAAACGAAGUAUUUUAGUUAUUUACGAUACAAGUGCGGAAAAGAGGAAAUUCGAAACGAGUGGCGAUAAAUUAAAACACGACCGCAGGGAGUGUUUUAAAUCGACACGAGUAUGCAUAUGGCACUUUAAACUUUCGACAUAUGCACGAAAAGUGCUCGUUACGCACUUGUGCGAGAAAGUAGCACCAUAUGUACUGUAAAAGUAUGUUACAAAUCAAACACAACAAACUUAAACAGAUAUAUAGUUGAAUCACAUUUGUAUUAACGCGCUAGAUGGAAAUCGUACCAGCUUCGAUUACACAUAAUAUUAUAAAACAAUACAUAGUAUUUCAAAAGUUACUUAGUAUUUCAUGUUCAUAGUUGAAAUCGGAUGUAGAAUUUAUUCUUGUUUUAUUUUAGACUAAAUGGAAUGUUAUUGAAUAUUUAUUAAGUACCUAUUAACUAUCAUGUUUGUAAAACAACAUUAUUUGAAUGUGUGUAAUUGUAUACAUUUUACGACUAUGUAUUGAUUAUGUGACAUAUUACGUAAUUAUUUCAUCGUUAAAAUACAUUUCAUUCUGAUGAUUGUUGUGAGCCUUAUGAAACAAUAGGUAAUACAUAGUAAAUAUGACCUUAAAAAGAAAACUCUAGUCACUGCAGCAUAAAAAGUGUGAAACAAUGCAGGUCGUCAUGUGUUUAAUGCAUUUUCUUCUUUUUGUUAAAAAGUUCGUCAUCGAAAGGAAGUAUUAAUGUUCCCUUAUUCAGUGCUAUAUCUAAAGGUAACGACGACAUAAAUUACAGUUUUAUUAGCAUAUAUCACAAAGUAUUAAUUCGUAAAUGUCAUCAUCAAGGUCUCAUUUAAUAGAAAACGUAAUGCCUGUCUUGUAUUCAUGCAUAGGUAAGAUGAUAAUGAUUAGGUAUUAUCAAACCUAAGAAUAAAUAUAGCUAUUACCGAAAUGUCAUCAAAAAUGUUUACAAUUUUACCUAUGUUACAUUUGUGUUGACCCACUACCCAAAUGGUAUUUCCCGGUGUUGCCAUCAAAACACAUAAUCGUGAAUGUAAAAUUUAGUUUUUGUUUAACGUUUUCUGUCUGGUGGGACCUAUAUUAAACACUAAUGAAAUAAUGCACUGAAUUGUCUCCACUACUCGAACGCGUUGUUAUUAUUUAUUAUUUUAUACAUCUUUACCUACUUAUAUUUAAUUUACCUAUUUAUUUAUUUCUUCGGCAAUUUAAUGAUUAAGAUUUACCAUUUAAGUAUCAGGUAUCCAAAGUGUUUGCCUUACUGAAAAUCAGUGUAACAAGUAUGUAUAUCAAAUUGCAUAAUAAUUAUGUAAUGUGAUACAAAUACACCUUUACCCUAAAGCAAACACACAAGUGGUCUCAAUAUUAUGAUUAUAACAAACAAAGUAUUUAAAUAUUAAACUUUCAUACAUAUGUUAGGCAAGGAAUAUCAUCAUAAUAGUCAUCUACUAAGUUAGCCUCAUUUUUUCUACUUCCACACUUGCUAUUUAGUUUUCAUGAACGUAUUCGGGUAGUGCUGGAACCUAAUUGCUACGUACGAAAAUACAUUAUAACAUUUAUAACUAUAGUUAUACACGUAAUGUAUAUGUAGAGUAAAUCAAUAUUAGUUUUAAAAAUUACGAAUCUGAUUUCGUUUAGUAUUAUUUUUUAUGUUCAGUAUUUGACAACAGUGAGACUUGUUCUUCGCAGGGCGAAACAUUUACCUCUUUAAACGUAUUUGUAAGUAUUACAAUGUCAUAAUUUAUUUUUAAUUAGGUUCGUAUCUGUCGAUACAAAGUGAUAUGUUGCUGUGACGAUGUAUGGUAAAAUUAUUUAACUGUACGACUUUGUAAAAUUUGUUUUGCAUCGACGACGGUUUGCAUGUAAUUGACAUCA